Molecule: messenger RNA, 1133 nt
Organism: Daphnia carinata
Lineage: Eukaryota; Metazoa; Arthropoda; Branchiopoda; Diplostraca; Daphniidae
Product: PIH1 domain-containing protein 1-like
Exons: 5
Coding region: 120-1073 (317 amino acids)
Biological process (GO): box C/D snoRNP assembly; rRNA processing
Cellular component (GO): cytoplasm; ribonucleoprotein complex; R2TP complex
Source: RefSeq, a predicted model, not a curated record
GUCAUGGCAACCUGAGUCCGAAUUCCAAAGAAGACAAAUCAAUUUUUCACUUACCUAAAAUUACAUCUAUACGUCUUGAGUUAGGGAUAGCAUAAACUGGAACAUAUAUUAUUACUGAAAUGAGUUCCAAACCAUCAGCCACGCGGCUGGAAAUCGAUGAAUCCAUUAUCCACUCGCAGUUAAAGUUUAACAAAGAGGAUGAAGAAUUUCAACAGUUACUUAGCGCCGCCAUUUCAGAAAGGGAUAGUGUACCAGUAGAUGAUUUCCCUUACAAAACUGUCAAGCCAAAACCAGGAUUCUGUGCAAAGACAAAAAACAUAAUAACAUCCCAGAAAAUUUUUGUGAAUAUUUGCCAUACCACAAUCAUCCCGGCUCCAGUUGACAUAACAGAAUCAGAACUUACUCGAAUUUUGGAAUCUGAUGAACCUUCUACCUUCCGGAUUCCAAUGAGCCUUGGAGAAGGACAUGAAGAAGUAGAUAAAUCUGGGCAACCAUGUAUGGCAUAUGAUGUUGCCAUCAACUCCAAAUUUUUUGAAAAAGUGGAGGGCAGUUUGCUUUUCCAAACGUUCCUCAUCACAAUUGCUAUGGAGGGUCUCGAGGAUAAGUACAGCAUGGAACUGGACAAGAACGGAUGGAACAUCUUAAAACAUCGACGCUGCUUUGGGUCAAUGCAAUUACACCGCAUCGAGCAACGCAACGAAAAACCUUACGUGCAAGAAGUACCGAAAAAAUCCCAGUUGAAAGACGUAAACAAUUUGAAGUUGAUCGAAGAGGUAGACCAGAUCAUCCCCAAAACUAAUACGUCCAAGCAGCUUCAAAAUGCGACUCCAUGGUACGCAUUAGUGGGCACACCGGAUGGAAUAAAACUAGUGGUUGCCAGGAUUCCAGUUUUUCAAAGCGAGAUCGGGAAUGUAUCUUUGUCUGUAGUUUCAAACAAUUGCAUUUCCGUGAAAGGGGACGAUGGGCAGACUAUAGCCAAUGUCAGUCUCCCUUACUCAGUUGAUCCUCAAAAAAGCAAAGCCAUCUUUAACAAGACUACCAAAGUUUUGACGGUCCUUCUACCUCUGACAUGAACUACCAUGAAAGAUUUCAUUUCCAUUCGUGUUGUACGAAUAAAAAAUAAGUACAACAAA